UUAGGCAUCAAAAUCUCAUGGUUUAGAGGCUUAAUCUCCAUUUUUCGCUCUACGAUAGAGAUUAAGCUAGCCUUUUUCAUUUAUCCACCGUCGAUUUCUUGCUUUAAUCUUCCAUUAAUCAUUUCGCGAAAAGGAAAACAUUGUUUGUAAUGUAAUUUUAAGCCGACCUUCUUCUCAUUGUUCACAACUUAGUUCAUUUUCAAAGUUUGGAUUUUGUUUCGCCUUGUAUUAUCUUUUGUUUUUGUGUUUCAGAUCUCUUUGAUGGCUUUCACUGGGACCUUGGAAAAAUGCAAGGCAUGUGAUAAGACUGUUUAUAUCAUGGAUUUGUUGUCCACCGACGGAGUCGUCUAUCAUAAGUCAUGCUUCAAAUGCAGUCAUUGUAAUGGGAUGCUUGUGAUGAGCAACUACUCCUCAAUGGAUGGGGUGUUGUAUUGCAAGCCCCAUUUCGAGCAGCUCUUCAAGGAGACUGGCAAUUACUCUAAGAACUUCCAUACACCUGCAAAAUCUUCUGAUCGGCCAAAUGAACAACUGACCAGGACCCCUAGCAGAGUGUCCUCCAUGUUUUGUGGGACCCAAGAUAAAUGUGCCACGUGUCACAAAACAGCAUACCCACUUGAGAAGGUGACUGUGGAAGGAGAAUCAUACCAUAAAUCAUGCUUCAAAUGCUCUUAUGGGGGUUGCUCCAUCAGUCCUUCCUCAUAUGCUGCAUUGAAUGGAAUUCUCUAUUGCAAGCAUCAUUUCGCUCAGUUGUUCAAAGAGAAGGGAAGCUACAAUCACCUUCUCAAGGCUGCUUCCAUGAAGCGUCAUGCCACACAGACUCCAUCUGACCAACCACCAUCGGACCCACCAACGUCUGACCAGACACCAUCAGACCCACCAGAAUCAGACCAAACGCUGGCCUCGGCAGACAACUGA
This is a messenger RNA of Magnolia sinica, 915 nucleotides long. Its product is annotated as LIM domain-containing protein WLIM2b-like. The record is from RefSeq and is a predicted model, not a curated record. Gene Ontology annotation, biological process: actin filament bundle assembly. The transcript is spliced from 5 exons. The coding region runs from base 262 to 915 and encodes 217 amino acids. Gene Ontology annotation, molecular function: actin filament binding. NCBI's taxonomy places the organism in Eukaryota, Viridiplantae, Streptophyta, Magnoliopsida, Magnoliales, Magnoliaceae. Gene Ontology annotation, cellular component: actin cytoskeleton; plasma membrane.